AUGAGGUUAUAUGUAUCGAAUAGACAUUCAGAAGAUAAAAGAAUUGCAUUAGUAUCCGAAUCACAUGCAUUGAUUUUCCAAGCUAUAAACGGUUUUGACACCAGAUCAAAAUCAUGUUCAUUGACUUUGGUGCCAAGAGAGGAAUUGAAAAAUCAAGGGUACAAGAGAUUAACGUAUCGUGAAAUAUUUGGGUUUAUUGGAUUGAUUGAAGUUGACAACAAUAUUUUUAUUGGUACAAUAACAGGUGCCUCAAAAGUGGCAUCGCCUAUACCUGGAGAAACAGUAAAUAAAAUCUAUGCUGUUGAUUUUCAUUGUCUAACGGAUUCUAGAUGGGAUUUUAUAGAUUUGGAUUCACAGGGAAGACCAUUAGACCAACAAUUCAACAACCAUGGCAAUGAAAGUGAUAAUGACACCUAUAAAACCAAUAUUGAAGGUUAUGAUUUAGACAGGUCAGCUUAUUCUAAUUCUAUACCACUGCAACAACACCCCUGUUAUCAAUACAAAAAAUUGUUAUCUAAUGGUUCAUUUUUUUAUAGUGCAGAUUUCGAUAUAACAUCAAUAUUACAAGACCGAGGAUUGAUUAAUAGUAAAAAGAAGCAUGUGGAUAAUGAAACGGGCACUGAUAAUAUUAGUUCCACCGAAUGUUGUAGAGAAGAAUUUAUGUGGAAUAAUUUUAUGUUAAGGGAAAUAAUGCUCUAUAGAGACAGGGCUGAUAAAUCUACACAGAGAAUUUUAGAUAAAAAUAGAUUUUUAACUACUAUUAUAAGAGGCUUUGCAGAGACAGUAAUAACUUAUAUUCAAGAUUGGAAAGUUUCAAUGACCAUAAUAUCUAAACAAAGUUGGAAAAGAGCAGGUACACGAUAUAACGUACGUGGCAUAGAUGACGAUGGACACGUGGCAAAUUUUGUUGAAAAUGAAUUUAUUUUGUAUUCGAAUGAAUAUGGUUAUUCAUACACACAAGUAAGAGGUAGUGUUCCAUUGUUUUGGGAACAGGAUGCAUCAUUAAUUAAUCCAAAAAUUCAAAUAACCAGAUCAGUAGAAGCUACUCGUGGUGCUUUUGAUUUACAUUUUCAAGACUUAGCAGCUAAAUAUGGUACUAUACAUAUUGUUAACCUCUUAUCAGAUAAACCUUCUGAGUUUGAAUUGACUAAAAGAUACAGGAGGCAGCUAUCUGUAUCUAAAAGUGUUAAAUUAGAUAAACAAGUUCUUCUUACAGAAUUUGAUUUUCAUAGAGAAACAUCCCAAGAUGGUUUUUUGGCAGCAAGAAAAUUAAUUCCAAUUAUAAAAACAUCUAUAUUAAAUAACGGAUACUUUUCGUUUGAUGUAAGAGAAAAUAAAAUAAUUUCAAAACAAAGUGGAUGCUUUAGAACAAAUUGUUUAGAUUGUUUAGACAGAACAAAUCUAGUCCAACAAUUAUUGUCAUAUGAGAUUUUAAAAUUAUUUCUUACAGAUUUUAACAUUGUUUCGCAAAGUAGAAUUAGCGAUAACUCUGAAUAUAUAAAAAAACAUAAUAUUCUUUGGGCAGAUCAUGGAGAUCAAAUCUCUCAAAUAUAUACAGGUACUAAUGCCCUAAAAUCCUCUUUUACAAGAAAGGGAAAGAUGUCACUAGCAGGGGCUAUAUCAGAUGCUACAAAGUCAGUUAGUAGAUUGUAUUUAAAUAAUUUUGUUGAUAAGGGUAAACAGCAGAAUAUUGAUGGGUUAUUAGGUAAAUUAUCUUAUCAACGACCAGUAGAAAUAUUUGAUCCGGAGAAUACAUAUAUAACAGAAGAAUUAAAUAAAUUUUCUGAAGAAUUUACAACGUUCUCUAACAUGAAUCUAUUUGUCGGUACUUAUAAUGUUGGGGGCAGAAGUAAUAAACAUGCAGAUUUAUCAGAGUGGCUAUUUCCAAUCGGUGAUAAAUUUAAACCAGAUAUCGUAGUGUUAGGUUUACAAGAAGUGAUCGAGUUGACAGCAAGCUCCAUUUUGAAUGUCGAUUAUUCUAAAAAUUCACUUUGGGAAAACCUUGUGAUGGAUUGCUUAAACAAAUAUGAAGAAAACUAUGUUUUACUCAGGGCUGAACAAAUGGCAUCAUUAAUUAUUCUUUUAUUUGUUAAAGAAGAUAAAAUGAAUCAUGUGAAACAAGUCGAAGGCUCAACAAAGAAAACUGGGUUUAAAGGUAUGACAGGAAACAAAGGUGCAGUUGCAAUUAGAUUCAAUUAUUCUGAUACUUCAUUUUGUUUUGUUAAUGCCCACUUAUCUGCAGGGGCAAACAAUAUUGAAGAAAGAGCCAAUGAUUAUCUGUCUAUCAGUAAGAAUAUUUCCUUCACUGGUGGGAGAACUAUUGAUCAACAUGACUCUAUUUUUUGGCUUGGUGAUUUUAACUAUAGGAUAGACUUAGAUAAUUUUAAUGUUAGAAAAAAGCUAUCUGAACAGCAACCUAACUAUAUUGAAUCAUUGUUAAGAUAUGAUCAGUUAACACAAGUAUUGAAUGCAGGACAAAUAUUUCCGAAUUUUUGUGAACCAACUUUACAAUUCCACCCAACUUACAAGUAUGAUGUUGGGACAGAUCUAUAUGAUACCUCAGAAAAAGCGAGAACACCUUCUUGGACAGAUAGAAUCAUAUAUAGAGGAUCAAAUCUUCAUCCAUUAGCUUACUCAGAUGCGCCAUUAAAGUUAAGUGAUCACAGACCUGUGUUUGCAGCAUAUAGGGUCAAUAUUGCCUUUAUAAAUGAUACGAAGAAAUUAUCCUUAAUCAACCAAUUGCAAAUAGACUAUAAAAAUCAAAAGAAAAAUAUUCACAAAAACAUACAAAUACCACAAGGUAUAAAUGAGAGUAAGGAUAUAUCCUUAGUUGGAUUAACCCCUAGAUCAGAUAUUUUCUUGAAUAAGAAAGUUAAAGCUUCGAAUAAUCAAAUGAAAGAUGGACUUGCCUUAGGAAAACAUAUAAGUGCUGAUUUUUUUGCUCCUAACUGUAAAUCAAAUUUAAACAAAAAUAUGAUAAGUAAUUCGAAUGAAUCAUUGUCAACAACUAACUCCAUGGUGUCACCACCACCACCCUUAUCAAGAGCUUCUAAGUCUAUUAAAAGUACCACAAACAUAGGAUCAACUAGAGACCCAGUAGAAUUGAAACCCUUGAAUAAUCAAUCUUCUACAUCUACCACUUCUAAUGAUAGAGUUAAAAAACCACUGCCUUCAUUACCUCCAAGUCGUAAAAUUACUUCUUCAAUACCUGAUAAUUCAUCGGAUGAUACAUUUGAAUAUGAAGAUUCAUUAUUGUUGGGCCAUGCAAUAGAUGAUUCAGAUGAUGAAUUAUCAUCAAUGUUGGAAAUGGUUGUAGAUUCAUCGUCACCAAGAAAAGUUAGAUCAACUAACCCACCUACAAAAGAUAUACAACAAGAAGUAUUACAGCUUUCUUCAUCUGAGCCACUAUUAGUGAAGGGGAAAAUAAAAUUAGCACCACCUGUUCCUACCAAAAAGGCAUCACUCAAGAAGAUAAAUAUCGAGAAAUAA
Molecule: messenger RNA, 3489 nt
Organism: Arxiozyma heterogenica
Lineage: Eukaryota; Fungi; Ascomycota; Saccharomycetes; Saccharomycetales; Saccharomycetaceae
Gene: INP52
Product: phosphatidylinositol-3-/phosphoinositide 5-phosphatase INP52
Exons: 1
Coding region: 1-3489 (1162 amino acids)
Biological process (GO): phosphatidylinositol dephosphorylation
Cellular component (GO): membrane; cytoplasm
Molecular function (GO): phosphatidylinositol-3,5-bisphosphate 5-phosphatase activity; phosphatidylinositol-4,5-bisphosphate 5-phosphatase activity
Source: RefSeq, a predicted model, not a curated record